AUGCUCUACCUUGUCAAUGCUGAAAUGGCCAAAGGGGUCCAGGGCACAGUUUGGCCAGAGCCUGUGAUUCUUUUGCAGGAGGAGGAGGCCCUGCUGUCAGAAAUGGAUGUGACAGGCCAAGCCUUUGAAGACAUGCAAGAACAGAACAUCCGCCUGAUGCAGCAGCUGAGGGAGAAGGAUGAUGCCAACUUUAAGCUGAUGUCAGAACGUAUCAAGUCCAACCAGAUCCAUAAGCUGCUGAAAGAGGAAAAGGAGGAGCUGGCUGACCAGGUUCUGACACUGAAAACACAGGUGGAUGCCCAGCUGCAGGUUGUACGGAAGCUGGAGGAGAAGGAACACUUACUGCAGAAGAGUAUUGGAACAGGAGAGAAGGAAUUGGGUCUGCGAACACAGGCCCUGGAAAUGAACAAAUGCAAAGUGAGCAAUGCCUUUGUUUUCUCUUGGUGGAGCUGCUGCCUUGUGGGAGUCAUAGAAGGCUCUGAGCUCUCAUUGGCAUUACAGAACCUGAUACUCCCUGGUUUUGGAUGAGUAUAUCAGAAGCUGAGGAGUCCUGCAGAGAAC
Molecule: messenger RNA, 561 nt
Organism: Cyanistes caeruleus (blue tit)
Lineage: Eukaryota; Metazoa; Chordata; Aves; Passeriformes; Paridae
Product: E3 ubiquitin-protein ligase BRE1A-like
Cellular component (GO): nucleus; HULC complex
Molecular function (GO): ubiquitin protein ligase activity
Source: RefSeq, a predicted model, not a curated record